Messenger RNA from Lytechinus variegatus (green sea urchin), 831 nucleotides. RefSeq names its product craniofacial development protein 2-like. The coding region runs from base 1 to 831 and encodes 276 amino acids. The transcript has a single exon. Lineage: Eukaryota; Metazoa; Echinodermata; Echinoidea; Temnopleuroida; Toxopneustidae. Gene Ontology annotation, biological process: chromatin remodeling. The record is from RefSeq and is a predicted model, not a curated record. Gene Ontology annotation, cellular component: nucleus. Gene Ontology annotation, molecular function: catalytic activity.
AUGGCAGCACAAAGAAAGAAAUGGCCCUCAGUCCCCAGCAGCUCUGGAUUGCCCAGCUACGGGAGCGGCUGUGGUAAGGAAGGAGCAGAGGGUGCUAAGAAUCUCUGGGCUAGGACAGGCUCCUUAAAGGGUGUGACCCUCUGUACAUAUAAUGUACGUUCCCUUUUAGGAGAGGAUAGGCUAUAUGAUCUGGAAAAAGAACUAGGCAACAUCACAUGGGACAUAGUCGGAUUGUGUGAGGUUAGACGCCGUGGGGAACAUCUACAACAACUAAAAAGUGGACAUUUGCUGUACACAAGGGGAAAGGAGGAAAGUAGCAUAGGAGGGGUGGGUUUCCUUAUUCACAAGACCAUAGCAUCCAAUGUCAUUAGCUACAAGAGCACUUCAGACAGAGUAUCCCAGAUUAUCCUAAAAAUCUCCAAGAAACAAACCAUGAAAAUCAUCCAAGUAUACCUUCCAACUUCUAGCCAUGCAGACGAAGAGGUUGAUAUGGUCUAUGAGGAAAUUGCUAAACUACUUGAUGAAGACAAAGCAAAUUUUACUAUAGUUAUGGGAGAUUUCAAUGCUAAAGUUGGUAAAAGGGAAGAUAAUAGUGAGAUGAUGCUAGGUAAAUUUGGAAUAGGCACUAGAAAUGAUAGGGGAGAUCGUCUACUGGAAUUUGCUUCAAGCAGAGGUCUUAAGGUAAUGAACUCUUUCUUCAAGAAAAAGGAACAUCGAAAAUGGACUUGGCAAAGCCCAAAUGGCACUACCAGGAACGAAAUCGAUUUUAUUCUAACAAACAGACCGGACAUCAUCACAGACGUUUCCAUGCUAAAUCGUUUCAAUACUUGA